UAUCUGUCAACCUCUUUUUGAAUUCCAUCGUUUUCAGUUUCAUUUUCAUAACCUUACAUUUUCAUUUCAUGAAGCUCACAUGUAAAUAGAAACAUGGAAGAAACGAAUGGUGAAAAUCAAAGUAAAAAAUUUAAUAGAACAGUAUUUGACCACUUCGAACAUUUAAUUAGUGCAAAUGAAAAGAAUCGAAUAAAAGGCAGUUUAAAUAUACUAAAACAUUUUAAUACUGUCCAGGAAAAAGAUAUUGAAGUAAAUCAUGCAUUGACAAGGAUUAUAAGAGGUUUGGGAUCGUCCACUAACAUCCCCAGGACAGGAUUUUACACUAUUUUAGUCGCUUUGCUAAAUUUUAGAAAUGAUAUAUCUCUAUCACAGAUUUUUGACCUUAUGGAGAAACAUUUGCAUAAAGCAGGGAGUAAUGCAAAAUCGGAAAAUGCAGAUAUUUUGACUGGUCAAAUAUUAGCAUGCGGGGCAAUCGUCCGAUCAAAUCUUUGGUCUAAAACAACUCAUGAAGAAAAGUUAAAAAUUGUUGAAUGUAUCUUAACUGCCAGUAAAGAACGUACUUAUCAAGGAUUACUAGCGUUUGAGUUCAUCACAAACAUAUUUGAAAAAGUUGAAGACAAAGAUUUUUAUGCUUUGUGUCCCUUGUUGAAAGAUGAAGUGUCAAAACCACUUGAAAAUUAUACUUUGGAUUCUUUAUAUUUACUAAACAACAUGAAGAAAAAAUAUCCACAACUACCAAAAAAAUUGAAAUCUGUUAUAGUGUAUCCUGAAGUUUUAUCUGAAGAAAAUAUAGGAAAAUUGUGUCGGAUUUUAAUGAUCAUUCCCAAAUUAUCUUCCCUACAACAUCCUGUUUAUGACAUUAUAAGCAUUGAAGCAGCAACAUCCAGCAACUUGAACCAUUUUCUAGAAGAACUAGAUUGGUACUUAGACAUACCAAACAGGAAUAAACUUCUUGUCGCAACAAAAAUAUACACCAUACUGUUGGAAAAGCUUGAGGAUGUAUCUGUUGUUCCAAAUAUUUUAACCAAAAAUUUUGUACAUCAGAUGCUCAACCAUUUCAAAACUCUGAAAGGCAAAGAUCAAGAUGUAGAAUUUAAACAAAGCAUUAACAAAUUUUUUGAGCAAUUGUUAGAAAAACUAAAACCAGAAGAUGUGAAUUCGAAAAUUAAGAUUGCUGUUUUGAAGAAGCUGCUUUUUUCGCCUGGUACUUUUAUCUUUGAGAAAAUAACGCAUUCUAAGGUUGUGCAGAAUAUAACUUGGAGUCUGAAUGUUGAUGGAGUUAAAAAACUUGUCGCGGUGUACAGGGGGGUGAUUGAAGGUAGUGAAAUCGUGGCCAGCCAAUAUGGCCAUGGGGACUAUUGGUUAAAUAAUGACAAACUUUAUGCCGCCCAUUUACUGAUAAAACUGUUAAAUCAUAAAGCAGUAAGAGAGGAAAAUGACUGGAAAACCGAACAGUUAAUAUUUCUAAUGGAAUUGGGAUUGCUGAAGGAUACACAAGUUCGAAUUGGGAGUGAACUAUCAGCGUCCUUGAAGACUGCCUUCUUCGGAGCAUUAAAUUUGAAGCUUGCAAAACUAGAACAACUACACACCAUUUUGUUAAGUGUGGUACUUCAUCUAAAUUCCAAACUAACACCUGAAAACUUAGAAACAGCCCUUCGUUCGACAAUAACAAUAGAGCAAUACGAGAUCUGGGAAAAAACCAUUUCAAUAAUAACCAAGAUCGAGAAAAAGAAGAAGAAAGGGGGGUUGAGAUCCGUCUUCUUAACGCUAUUUCUGCACUUAGCGUUACUUUUAUUUAACGAUGCUAAACUAGCUGUAGACUCUUUGAAUGAAUUAUUUGUUUGUUAUGAAAAGACUAAAAAAUCCAGGAAAAACAGUGAAGCAAUGGAUGAAACAGCGGUUGAAGAUGCUAGUGGUGAAGAUGUUAUGUGGAUUGAAGUGGUAACAGAUCUAUUUUUAAACUUUUUAUCGCAAAAUUCUCACUUACUUAGAAACAUCGUUAACUUGGUCUUUCCAUAUUUAUGUGAAAACAUGACAACGUCUACAAUCCAACAAUUGGUAUCAGUGUUAGAUCCAGAAAAUGAAAAUCCUUUAUCCAAAGGAAACAAUCAUAGCGAUGAAGACGAUUCUGAUGAAGAAUCAGAAUCGGAAAAGGAAGAUGAGUCUGAUGAUUCUAACAACGAAGAAGACGACGACGACGAUGAUAAUGAUAUGGAAGAUGAGAGUGCAAACGACAAGUUAAGAAUGGCUUUGCAGAAAGUUUUAACAUCUAACGGGUAUCAAAGUGAUGAAGAAAGCAUAGAUAUCGAUCAAAUGAGCGACACUGAAGGAGAAAAAUUGGAUAAAGCCUUAGCUGAUGCUUUUAAACAGUUUAGACCAAACCAUGGAAAGCGCAAAAAACAGAAUGAAGAUCAGAGAGCGUUAACCCAUUUCAGAGUUAGAGUUUUAGAUUUGAUCGAGAUAUAUUUAGAUUCCAACCCUUCGAUGAUUAUUACUUUAGAAAUUAUGCUCCCUUUGUUAAAAACUGUGGAAUUCAGCGUAAGAGAUGAACACCAAGCUCCUCUAUUACAUCGACUAAAAUCAUGUUUGAAGAAGUUAUCAAAUUUGAAGAAAUUUGAAAACACUGAUGGUGUAGAUGACGCAGUCUUGUGUGAUCUACUCAAGAGUUUGCUUGAUAAAGGGACAAAGAAUACUUGGAUCGUGCAAGAUAUGAGAGAACAGAUUUCACACUGUUGCAUUUUCACGAUCAAGUGUUCAGAUUUACUUUCCAAUGCCGAAGCUACACCAAAGAAAGUAAAAAAGCGUCUUAAAAACUCCAUAGUAGAGUUAAUAAGGAACGAAUUGGACACAUACUUCAAUAAAAGAGAAUGUGCAACGCCCUUUCUGGUUUUUAAGAACCUCUUAAAAAUUUCCUGGGAUGGCAAUCUUACUUUAGUAACUACAAUUUUAAAAUACCUCUUUGACGCUAACGUUAAAGUUUUCAAAAAGUCCCAAGGCUUGGAAUUGGUCCUUUCAUUUUACACAAAUCAAAGAUACUUAAGAUCAAACACGGAGAAAAUUAGGGAAGCUUUAAACGAAAGUCACGAGGAAUUCUCAAAUAAUGCCAUAACUCUAUUCAAAUCUUUAUGUGAAACUGAACGCAAAGUCCCAUCGGAAAAAUUUUUGUGUAAUAUGUUUAAAUUAUUAGUUGCCUUGAAAACGAGUGUCUUAAAUAUAGAGUGCAUGAAAUGGCCAGCAAUAGCAGAAUCAGUUCGAGAAUUUAUGAGCACAGUUACCUUAUCCAAAGAAGCCAAAACCGCCUUUAACAAACUAUGUGCCUGUCUAAACGUUUCCAAUAUAGUUAGACACAACCCUGUAGUAACCUCCUCUACAAACAAUGACGAAAAAGCAACCAAAGGAGCUAAAGAAAAGAAGAAAAACAAGAAAACAAAGAACAAAGAGAAGUUAAAGUUGAAGAAAGAAGCUAAAGAACUAAGACUGCAGAGUUUAUCUGAAGGAUUCAAAAGUUUAGACUUUGCAGUUGCCGAUGAUGAGGUUACGAUGGAAACCAACGAAGAAUCAGAGGAAGACAGCAACAAUAAAAGUAAAAAACAGAAAAAGAGGAAGAGCUCUGAAAAUUCGGUAGAGGGUGAGAAAUUUAACGAUGUAAAUACCACAAAAAAAUCAAAGAAGAAAAGAAAGAAUUCAGAAAACGCAGAAUCUGGAACUGCGAUAGUAAACGGCGUAAUAGAAAGUCACAAUAAAAAGAAAAAACAUAAAACAUAAGCUAAUUUUGUAAAUAAAUAAGUUUUAUAACA
Molecule: messenger RNA, 3797 nt
Organism: Diabrotica virgifera virgifera (western corn rootworm)
Lineage: Eukaryota; Metazoa; Arthropoda; Insecta; Coleoptera; Chrysomelidae
Gene: Mybbp1A
Product: myb-binding protein 1A
Exons: 7
Coding region: 94-3765 (1223 amino acids)
Biological process (GO): regulation of DNA-templated transcription
Cellular component (GO): nucleolus
Molecular function (GO): RNA binding; sequence-specific DNA binding; transcription factor binding
Source: RefSeq, a predicted model, not a curated record